CAGUUCAAAAUCUUGUUCCACUCACUGACUUGCUUAAUUUGGCUUUUGAAAUCCGAUCCACCCCCAUCUCUUGAAUCUUCCCUAAUUUUCUGGAAUACAAUCUUUCAACACUCUUUUUUAUUUUUCUGGCUUGUGCUGAUCUAUUGCCUAUUGUUUAUUUUCUUCUUCUUAAGCUAAGAGUCUUUCGGAAAUAGCCUCUUUAUUCUUACGGGGUAGGGGUAAGAUCUGCGUACACUCUACCCUUCCCAGGUGCGGGAUUUUAUUGGGUUGUUGUUGUUGUGAAUCUUUCUAACACUCUAGGGAGCUCUAGGUAUUAUAAAGCGUUCUCCCUCCCCCGGCAAAAACCCACGCCAAAAAAGAACAAAAAUUAGAAAAAGGACAGAAUUAAAUCCUUUAACGUCUACUCAUGGCAUUCCCUAGUGUUACAGUAUCAAACUUUAUACUUAUGUUGUUGAUGAUUGGUUUUGCAAGCUCUGAUUUUGCAGAGGAUAGAAAAGAGUGCCAAAACCAACUGCUUCAUCUAUCAUCUUGCUUGUCUUAUGUUGGUGGAGACGCUCAACUUCCCACCCCAGCUUGCUGUGCCCAGCUCAGAAAAGAUUUACACAAAACCAAAUAUUGUCUUUGCCUUAUUGUAAAAGACAGAAAUGAGCCAAAUAUUGGCUACAAAAUCAAUGCCACCUUAGCACUCGGUCUGCCGUACGUCUGCGGUGCUCCAACUAAUGUUUCAGAAUGCCCCGCAAUUCUAAAACUUGCUCCUAACUCACCGGACGCUCAGGUUUUUAUCGACUUCGUCAGCCACUCCAAAACUGGAAACAAUGCAAGCAUAGGCGAUGUCCAGUCAAGUUCAAGUAUCAAAUUUAGCAACAAGAGAUGGUUUGCUGCAGGGAGAGACGUUGGUGUUGCAUUUUGUGUUCUGAUAUUUGUUAUGAUCACCAUGAUUUAGGAAAAGACACUUGAACUUUAUAUGCUAUAACUUUGAUCCUUUUAUCUUGUGAAUAAAAUGUCAAUCGACGUUCAAUCUGAUCAUCUUUUCUAUAA
Nicotiana tabacum (common tobacco) is the source of this 1038-nucleotide messenger RNA. RefSeq names its product non-specific lipid transfer protein GPI-anchored 14-like. The record is from RefSeq and is a predicted model, not a curated record. NCBI's taxonomy places the organism in Eukaryota, Viridiplantae, Streptophyta, Magnoliopsida, Solanales, Solanaceae.